AUGGAGGAUCUCAAUUACAUCUUCUCCCAUCUCCUAUUCCUGAUCCUAAUCCUACUUCAUCUUCUUCAUAGUCAUCCCUCAUCAGCAUCAUCAUACAACUGCCCAACUUCCUUGUGUGGUGCAACUCCAUACUCUGUUCACUUUCCCUUUCGUAUGAUGGACCAACAAGCAGACGUGUGUGGCUAUCCGGGAUUCGAUCUUGAAUGUAACAGCCAAAACAGCGUGACAUUAAAGCUUCCGAAUUCAGGAGAGUUUUUGGUACGAAACAUCGAUUAUCGAUCUCAAAUUGUGCAAGUUUAUGAUCCAUCAGGAUGUUCUGCUGACAGGCUUUUGAGUUUGGACCUGUCGGGUUCACCAUUUUCAGUCUCCCCAAUCCGAAACUACACUCUUUUGAGCUGCCCGGUUGAACUCACAACCUCUCGUUUCCCAAUUCUCUUGCCAGAUCAUUGGUUCUUUAUGGAGUCCGGUAUCAAGGGCGGGGCUUGUGGCUACACAAAUACCACUAUGGAAGAAGUUGCAUGCUUCGAUAUUACCAAAAAGGGAAGUAAAAAAGCAAUGAUGGCAUUGAUAAUCGUCUCCAUCGGCCUAGCUCUACCAGCCAUAGGAAUCUCCAUUCUCAUGAUAUACUACAUCUGCAUUGACUACAGAAGUGUAGCCACAUGGAUUUCAAGAAACAAUGCAACACCAGCUACCGCCAUGGUGACGCCAGAAACCAGCGCCAUUAGCCGUUUGGUGGCGGGUCUGGAGCAGUCGACAAUAGAGUCGUACACGAAAGUGGUUUUAGGGGAAAGCAUGCGUCUUCCAGGAUAUGGACAUGAAGAUGCAACAUGCUCGAUAUGCUUAUCUGAAUAUGAUGUUAAAGACAUGGUUAGAUGUAUACCAGAGUGUAGACAUUGCUUCCAUGCUGACUGUAUUGAUGAGUGGCUAAGGAUGAAAGGGAAUUGCCCUGUUUGCAGGAAUUCACCUUCUCCCCCUCCCUCACUUAUUAUAACAACUUAA
Messenger RNA from Lactuca virosa, 999 nucleotides. NCBI's taxonomy places the organism in Eukaryota, Viridiplantae, Streptophyta, Magnoliopsida, Asterales, Asteraceae. The record is from the annotation of a GenBank genome assembly.